This is a messenger RNA of Salpingoeca rosetta, 1972 nucleotides long. RefSeq lists its product as uncharacterized. The coding region runs from base 305 to 1972 and encodes 555 amino acids. The transcript is spliced from 5 exons. The record is from RefSeq and is a predicted model, not a curated record. NCBI's taxonomy places the organism in Eukaryota, Choanoflagellata, Craspedida, Salpingoecidae.
GGUUUGGCGAAGCUUUGGGCCCUGCAUUGUAUACCCUCCUGCCCUUAUUCAAAACCUCACCUGUCGCAUCGCAUCCUCUCCUCUUCACCACCCACCCCAAUCACAAGAACAACAACAGCAACAGCCACUCCUGUCGCGUUCCACACCUCAAUCCUGAGCCCGCCACCACCACCACCACCUCCACCAGCACACACGUUGCUGGCUUUCGUGUGUUUGAGGUCUGAAGCAGCGCUGCCUCAGGUUGCAGCGUCGUCCGGGCGCCAAGCCAAGCCGCCAUUCCUCCUGUGUCAUCACACCUGCAACAAUGACAAGACUUGUGCCAGUGAUUGUUGCGCUUGUUGUGGCCGUGAUUGCGGCCGCAGCUGUCAACGACGUCCGCGCCGCUGAGACUACGGUGGGUCCAACAACCACGACGACAACAACCACCGUUACAACCCUCCCGCCCUGCGUGGCUGACCAGUACGAGAGCAACGACGACUUUGAGUCGGCGGCUGUCUUGCCGCCAAACACGCUCGAAGUCAACGCAACCGUGUGUUCCAACGAGUAUGACCUGUUUCAGGUGCCCACGUGCCGCAACGGCGACAUCAAGGUUGUAUACACAGCCAACGUCGCCUACGGCACCGUGACACUGGCCCUGUUCAACUCGCUCAAGGUGGCCAUCGACGGUGGCACCGUCACUGGCACCAGCGCCACCAUCUCUGGCAGCGCUGGCCCACACGAUGACUUCUUCAUCGGCGUCGCUGCAGAGGCAAGCAGUGGCGCCACAUACACGCUCUCCAUCGCCAUCACCUGCCCCACCGUUUCAACUACACAAGCUCCAGCAACCACGACAAGCACUGCGGAGAGCCUCUGUGCCACUCGCGGCUGCGGCAGCGUGGACCUCAACGCAGAUUGCCAGUGCGAUCCCGACUGUUUCAACUUUGGGGACUGCUGCUCCGACUUUGCGACGUUGUGCGCCACAACUCAGGCGCCCACCACCACCACAACAACGGAAGCCCCAGUGUCCACGGCUGCACCCGCAACGCUGACGGGUGCCACACCGCCCGCAACAACGACAACGGACAACACGGACGCCACCACCUGCGCUGUUCGAGGCUGCAGUGACAUCAACCUCAACCAGAACUGCCAAUGUGAUCCAAGUUGCUAUUCGUUUGGCGACUGCUGCGCUGACUUUGCUGCGGUGUGCGAAUCGUCCACCACCGCUCCUGCAUCCACGAUCGCCGCGACGACCACCUCCAGCGGAAGUGGAAGUGGAACCAUGACUAUGCAGCCCAGCACUACCACUACCACCACAACAACCACCACAACCACAACCACGACCACGACCACAACGACUAUCAUGACCACAACCACGACCACCACCACAACCACAACCACAACCACGACCACGACCACAACCACAACCACAACCACAACCACAACCACAACCACAACCACAACCACAACCACAACCACAACCACGACCACAACCACAACCACGACCACAACCACCAGCACUACGACCACGACCACGACAACUACCACAACCACCACUACUACGACGACCACCACGACAGCAACAACCGCUACUGCAUACAACGAUCUCGAAACAAGUGUUGUCCGAAUUAACUGCGGUGGCGGCUCGUUUGUCGACGAGCUUGGCCAAGUGUGGGCUGCAGACACUGGGUUCUCUGGCACGUCAUUUGUGUUCAGCGUGGACGAAGAGAUUACGGGCUUCAGGGCAGCGGGGCUGCAGGAGCUGUACAGGACCCAUCGCUACACGAAGAAACCGUUUGACCUCACGUAUCAGAUUGCCGUGCCGGCCGCUGGUGGCUACGAACUUACGCUGUACUUUGCGGAGACAUUUUACGACACUGCAGGCACCCGCUUGUUUGACGUUGUGGUGGACGGCACUGUAGUCGCAUCCGCGGUCUCGUCCCCCGAUGACGGGCAGGGCAGCAGCAGCAGCGAAGACCCUCGUGAUCUCGUUUAA